ACAUACAUUGUAUCAUGGCCAGUUAAUAGAAACUCGACUACAGAGCAUUUGCUCCAAUCAUUUGUUGAUGAGCGAUCUAGUGAGGAUGAUCGUUAGACUGUUGUUUCUGAUUUGUUUUUUGCAGCUCUCACAGGCUCAGCCCAAAGAGUUGAAAUGCAAACGAGAGUCUGGAAAGAUUUGUCAGCUGGAUAUCCUGACCUGGGAAGUCUCUCCGAGACCGGUGAUGCCUGAUUUGUCGGACAAACAUACGCUCAUUAUUAGAUCGGGGAAUAUCCACAAUUUCUCUCAAAUUCUCACAUCCCACCUCGGCGAUGUGACUAAACUGCACUUUGGCCAACUGGGAAUCCGCUCUCUGUACAUCUCUCCGAAAUGGAUAUCGUUAAAAGCCGAGGCGAACCAAAUUUUUGAAUUGGUCAUCGAAGAAUUACCGGAUGCGGUGUAUGAAGAUCUAUCUUUUGAAGAUGUGAAUAUUGCUAAGGCUAGGAAUUUUAUCAAUAGAUCUUCAUAUGAAGAAAAUCCAGAUGAUGAAAAAAAUGAAGUUGAAACUACUACCCUAGCAGAUGAACCAAUGAAAAAACAGGACGUAAAUGAGCUACUUCUUUUGAAUCUAGCAAAUAACAAACUGAAGUCGAUAAAAAAUCUCAAAUAUCUGUCCAAAUUGCGGGAGCUGCUUCUGGACGGUAACCAGAUAGAGUUUAUCGAGAUGGAAACUUUCGCUGGAAUGAAAAAGCUUAAAAAACUUUCACUGACCAGAAACGAAAUCAGUCGCAUUUCAACGAAAGAUCCAACGAACUUUUUCGCGUUGGAAAAAUUGUCACUUGCUUUCAACAAGCUUAAAAUUCUCGAGAUUAAGAAUUGGGAAAUGGUGCAGCUGACUCAGCUGGACGUGAGUCACAACCAGCUGGUCCAGAUGGACGCGGCCACGUUGGAUCAGUUCGUAAGCUUGGAGAAACUGGCCAUGGCCAACAAUUCGUGGCAGUGUGAAUGGCUAGACGAAGCUAUGAAAGGUAUCAACGGUGCCUUCGUAUCGCUGGAAGAUUCACAGGAAACGUGCGCAAGUGAGCAGUACGAUGUGAAGGGCUUUUGCUGCAGCUAUUUCCACCAAGUAGAAGACGAUCCGGUCAACACCCUGGACAGAAUCAAGCGUAUUGAGGAGGCGAACCAACGCCUGAAAGCAGAUAUGAGCAAAAAUAUCGACUCGUUCCAGAAAGAUUGGUCUACAAAAUGGCAAACUUUGCAGGAUCGGGCAGAGCAAAAAAUGAAACCCUACAGAGAAAUGGAAGAAAAAAUGCUUAAAGAUGACAAUAGCAAAACGAAGAAGGCCGUCAAGGAUUUUGAGGCAUUGAUUGACGAAUGUCAAAAAUUGCUGGACCAAAUAAUAGCAGCCAACGCGAAGAACAAGGAAUACACUCAGAAAUUUACCAACUUGUUCCACGCAACGCUUGCGGAGAAGAACAAACUGAUGUCGGAAAUGUCGAAAGCAGCCGCACUUGAGGAGGAAAUCAAGAAAUAUGAGGUGAGUGUCAAAGCAGCAAAUAACUGAGUGGUAGACUAGCAGUGCUUUGUUGGGUUUCAAUAAACUUUUUUUUUUGAGUACAGUGAA
Molecule: messenger RNA, 1603 nt
Organism: Aedes aegypti (yellow fever mosquito)
Lineage: Eukaryota; Metazoa; Arthropoda; Insecta; Diptera; Culicidae
Product: leucine-rich repeat transmembrane protein FLRT3
Exons: 2
Coding region: 68-1543 (491 amino acids)
Molecular function (GO): protein binding
Source: RefSeq, a predicted model, not a curated record